Pelobates fuscus (common spadefoot toad) is the source of this 5111-nucleotide messenger RNA. It is a transcript of the gene MID2, whose product is annotated as midline 2. The transcript is spliced from 10 exons. Gene Ontology annotation, biological process: protein localization to microtubule. Gene Ontology annotation, molecular function: zinc ion binding; microtubule binding. The record is from RefSeq and is a predicted model, not a curated record. Bases 684 to 2747 code for a protein of 687 amino acids. Lineage: Eukaryota; Metazoa; Chordata; Amphibia; Anura; Pelobatidae. Gene Ontology annotation, cellular component: microtubule.
CUUUACUGACAGGGCAGACAGCCGCGUCUUUCCUUUAGCUCUGGCAGAUAAACACUGGCUUCUCAUCACCAGUCCUUGGGACAUCUAAGCUCCCUGGCCCUGACCUUGCAGAAUCAAGACUUGGAAAAUGGACUACUUUGCACUGGCUGCUCCCUGAGUGACUCCUGCAGACAGUCUCUGAGCUCACCUGCUGGGUGCUCUUAGCCUGUCAAUUAGAAAGACCUGCAGUCCUGGGAGCAAGAGACAGUCCUGCAAGCAUCCCCUCCUUCACUGGUAUAGUAACAUACCCCUAUAUUCCUCCCCUAGCUGUACUUGGUAUACACCCUUUUUUUGCUCCUGAACAGCUGUACUGGAGACAGACCUGUUCUGCUGGGGAAUGUGGAUUUGGUAACAUGCUCAGGGAAAUAACAUUUAGAAUCUUCUGUAACCAUCAGCACAGCACAAACUAAUGGUCGCCUCGUCUGAGAACUAAUUUCCUAUUUCCUUACUUGGGAUAACCUAACACCCGAAUUCAGAAAAGGCUGCUCCUUUGUGAUCUCCCUCUCCCCCUGUGUCACACCCAGCAUUUGGAUCUUCUCUUGAACAGAAAAUUGAUCCGCCCGGGGGGGACAUGGCCCCCUGGGAAAGUUACGGGUGAACAAAAGACCCCAAUGACAAUCAAAAUCCUGAUGUCUUAGCUAAAAAUGGAAACACUGGAGUCAGAACUAACCUGUCCAAUUUGCUUAGAAUUGUUUGAGGAUCCUUUGCUCCUACCUUGUGCCCAUAGUUUGUGCUUCAGUUGUGCCCAUCGGAUACUAGUUUCUGGAUGUGCUUCUAGUGAAAUUGCUGAGUCUGUACCAGUCUUUCAGUGCCCAACUUGUAGAUAUGUCAUAUCACUCAACCACAGAGGGUUGGAAGGGCUGAAACGCAACAUUACCUUGCAGAACAUUAUUGAUCGUUUUCAGAAAGCUUCGUUGAGUGUACCCAGUUCUCCUUGUGAAGACCAAAGGGAAAAAAUAUAUAAAAGUGUCCCAAUCAUGGCAGCUGAAAGGAUUCCAUGUCAGUUUUGUGAGGUUGAACCCCCCAGAGAUGCAGUGAAAACAUGCGUGACCUGUGAAGUGUCGUAUUGUGAUCGUUGUUUGCGGGCUACUCACCCUAACAAGAAACCUUUUACUAGUCAUCGUUUAGUGGAACCAGUUCCAGAUGCUCAUUUCCGUGGGCUUAUAUGUUUGGAGCAUGAGAAUGAGAAGGUGAACAUGUACUGUACAGCAGAUGACCAGCUUAUCUGUGCCUUAUGCAAACUGGUCGGUAGGCACCGGGAGCAUCAGGUAGCAUCCUUGAGUGAGCGAUAUGAAAAGCUGAAGCAAACAUUGGAAUCAAAUCUCACUAACUUGGUCAAGCACAGCAGUGAACUAGAAACCCAGAUGGCCAAACUUAUCCAAAUCUGCCAACAGGUUGAGGUAAACACCAGCAUGCAUGAGGCCAAACUCAACGAGGAAUGUGAUGAACUAAUGGAUACUAUACAGAGAAGAAAGCAGAUGAUAGCUGUCAAAAUCAAAGAGACAAAAGUGAUGAAAUUAAGAAAACUUGCUCAGCAAAUCGCAAACUGCAGACAGAGACUUGAAAGAUCCACUGUCUUAAUUAACCAAGCAGACCAUAUUCUGAAGGAGAGCGAUCCUGCAAGGUUCCUGCAAGCUGCCAAAACUGUAGUAGAGAGAGUCUCCAUGGCAACUGCGUCAUCUCAAGUUCUAAUCCCUGAUGUCAACAUUAAUGAUGCGUUUGAAAACUUUGCUCUGGAUUUCUCCAGAGAGAAGAAAAUAUUAGAAGGACUUGACUAUGUAACAGCUCCAAAUCCACCUUCAAUCAGAGAAGAGCUAUGCACUGCAUCUCAUGACACCAUAACAGUCCAUUGGAUGUCGGACGAUGAAUUCAGUGUUGGCUCAUAUGAGCUUCAGUACACCAUCUUCACUGGGCAAGCCAAUUUCAUCAGUUUAUAUAGUUCUAUGGAUAGCUGGAUGAUUGUACCAAACAUCAAGCAGAAUCAUUACACUGUCCAUGGACUGCAGAGUGGAACACGGUAUAUCUUCCUGGUCAAAGCCAUUAACCAAGCUGGAAGCAGGCAUAGUGAUCCAGCCAGGCUCAAGACCAAUAGUCAACCUUUUAAACUUGACCCAAAAUUUGCUCACAAGAAGCUAAAAAUAUCAAAUGAUGGCAUGCAGAUGGAAAAGGAGGAAAGUUCUCUAAAGAAAAGCCACACACCGGAAAGGUUUAGUGGGACCGGAUGUUAUGGAGCAACAGGGAACGUCUUUAUUGAUAGUGGAUGUCACUACUGGGAGGUGGCAGUGGGAAAUUCAACAUGGUAUGCAAUAGGAAUUGCUUAUAAAUCUGCACCCAGGAAUGAAUGGAUUGGAAAGAACAUUUCAUCAUGGGUCUUCUCUCGUUGCAACAACAACUUCCUUGUUAGACAUAAUAACAAAGAGAUCCUUCUGGACGUCCAUCCACAGUUGAAGCGCUUGGGUGUUCUCCUUGACUAUGACAAUAAUACCCUUUCUUUCUAUGAUCCAGCUAAUUCUCAACAUCUGCAUACAUUUGAGAUUUCUUUUAUCCUUCCUGUAUGUCCGACCUUUACUCUGUGGAAUAAGUCCCUGAUGAUCCUCUCAGGAUUACCUGCUCCAGAUUUUAUGGAUUCGUUUAUGCCUCCGCAACAAGAGUGUAUUUGUAGACCUCAAGAGUCACCAUAUGUGUCUGGACUCAAGGCUUGCCAAUAAAUGAUAUUGUCCUGCAGUGUGUUACCUAGUUGUUUUGAACAGAAUUGAAAUACAUUCAAUAUCAACGCAGGGCCAUUUUAUUUUUCCACAAAAAAAAAAAAAAGAUAAAAUGUCUAAUCUUCUACAAAUGCUUGUCCCUUUUCGAAGGGCAUGAUACAGUCUUUUAACUGUAGAUAUUCCAAUGACAGACUGUCAAGCUGUGUAGGUAAGUUAUAAAUUCAGGCAUAUGUUUGCUGAAUAUGCAUGGCUCUUGAAGACACUGUACUGAAUUCAGUAGAUACUGAAAUGUCUUCCAGCAUUAGGAGAUGUCAUAAAAAGCAAAUGUCACCAUGUGCUGCCCAACCUAGAUUUCAGAAAAAAAUAUUGUUGGUGAAUCUUUCAAAUUAUUUCUGAAAAUUUAUAUGAUUCAGUGACUGUCGUGCUGCUUGAAUUUUGCUCUAUAAGAAUAUGAGUUGACAUUGCAAUGGUUGUUACAAAGCUGGGCUGAUUUUCAUGAAUGAUUACUGCCUCUAUGUUGUAUUAUACAAAAAAACAAAACAGGGUUGGAAUAAAUCUAACAUUACUCCGUUAAAUAAGAUUGUUUAUUUUGAAAUAACUCUGCAGUUUCUGUGCUUAUUUUUUUUUAAGUGUGGAUGCUGUAAAUUGUUUACGCAAGAAAUGCAAUAUAACCAAUAUAUGUAGGAAUACUGCAUAAUCUUGACAGUAAUUGGGCAGUUUUGGUCAUAUUACACUGGGUUUUUAAAAAAUCAAAUUAAAAGACAAAUCAUCUUACGGGGGUGACCCAGGUUGGACGAGAACCCCAUUUUAAUGCAUGAUAAUUAAUUACAAAUAUAUGCAAAAAUAAAAUCAAUAAAACAUAUAAAAUGUAUACUUUUAAAGUCCCUGCCUUUUUGUACAAAUUCCCAGACAUUACAUCAAUCUUUGACCCGGCCCACUCCAGGAAGUAGAUUGGUCAGUUAGUAGCCUCACGUUUAGGUCAAUGGAAUUUGUACUGUUGGGUCAUGCUCAACCCAACACUGCAAGAGUAGCACAGAUAGUUCAAAAGCUAUUCUGUUUCUUUGCAGAGAUUAGAAAAGUGACACAUGCAGCACUAACUUGAAUCUGUAUAUCUUUUACCUAUAAACAUGUCAAUUCAAAAAUGCCUGUAUGUUUCAUUACAAGGGGCAGAUUUCUCGGCCUCAAUUCAUGAACAUACAAUGAAUUCCUGGGGCCUUUAGUUCAGCUAUCAGCUUCCUUAUUAAAACAGCUUAAUUGUUUGGAAAGCUUCCUGUUGACUUAUACAACAGUGUAAUUGAAGAAACAAUGUAAGUAGGGAGGGGAGGGAUCGGAAGAUGUAGAUUUCUAAAGCUGUGACCCCGUACCCAGGUAUAUUAACAAGCCAGGAGGAAAUAUAAGGUGGUUUGACAAAGGAGGCAGGUGUGAGAUGCAGAAUGCUGCAAAUAUCCAUUUAAUUAUUCAAAAGCUGUCAUUUAGCGUGAAAAAAUACAGCUAAUUAUUUAGGGAAAGUGCUAUAAACUGCAUACAUGUGCUUGUGUCUGGAAUCUCUUAAAUCAUGCAACAGCCACAAAGCCUAGAAUUUAAAUUGCCUCUUCUGACAAGGUUGAAAAUGCGUAUGCACUACAAAAAAAUAUAUACUGUAAGUAUAAAUGUAACCUUAAGCAUUACACCCUAACCUAUAAAUACACUAAACUGGGUCGUGAUAUAAAACAUACUUGGGUUUUGACCUAAGGUGAAAGACAGGUGAGCACUUGUGACUAUUGGUGUUUAUUUUAUUCUGCAAUUUAUAAUUAUCCUUAGAUCUUAUAUAAUGUUAAUAUUAAUAUGUAAGAUAAUUACAGGGAGAGUGUUAUAAAUACUUUGUAUUUUUUUCGUAGCUAGAGUUGUGCAAGAUGCUGUAUUCUAAAUGUACACUACAAACAAGAACUUAAAUAUAUAUUUUAAAAUAAAUUAAACACUUCUAAUCCAUUUCUGACACUUAGAUUUAUGGGUCCUCCUUUCUAUAUAGUUUACAUUUACGUAGCAUCACUGCAGCUCAACAAACAAUUGUUUGCCUAUAGGACUAAUACCAGGAGCUACAAUUGAUGAAUCUGUUGACUCUGGAAGGGCAGACUCAAUACCCUGUAGCUUUUAGAGAUUGAGCCAAAGAGCAACCACUCUCUAGGCUUAGUUGAGGAAAAAUAACUUUCAGGAACCCCUCAUCUAGUGUUAAACUGCUCGAACAUUAUUUAACACUAAAUGGAGAGACAGUGCGAGAGGACUUCAGGCAAUAUAAACAAUUCAAUUAGAUGAAGUGGUUUUAGUGCCUACAGUGUUCCUUUAACAGCUUUUGACAUUCUGUGUAAGUAGCAUAGAAAUAUGCUCAUG